CCCCGCUGCCGCGCCGUAGGGAGCGGCGGUGACACGUUUCCAUGGGAGAGCGCGGCGCGUGGCACCGGCGGGGGCGGGGAGCGCGGCCGGGCCUUAAAGGGGCCGCACCCGGCGCGGGAGCAGAGCGGGCGCGGCGGCGCGAGCAGAGCGGAGCGGCGGGGAACCAUGGCAGAGAAGAUCCUGGUGACCGGCGGCGCCGGCUACAUCGGCAGUCACUGCGUGCUGGAGCUGGUGGAGGCUGGCUACGUCCCUGUGGUCAUAGACAACUUCCACAAUGCCAUCCGAGGGGCAGACGCGCUCCCCGAGAGCCUCCGGCGUGUGCAGCAGAUCGUGUGCCAGCCCAUCCUCUUCCAGGAGCUGGAUAUCACUGACGGGGCAGCGCUGCAGGAGCUCUUCAGUAAGCACCAUUUCUCAGCCGUGAUACACCUGGCAGGGCUGAAGGCCGUGGGUGAGUCUGUGCAGAAGCCACUGGAGUACUACAGGGUGAACCUCACCGGGACCAUCCAGCUGCUGGAGACCAUGAAGGCCCACGGUGUGAGGAACAUCGUGUUCAGCAGCUCUGCCACCGUCUAUGGAGACCCCAAGUACCUGCCCCUGGACGAGAACCACCCGGUCGGAGGCUGCACCAACCCCUACGGCAAAUCUAAGUACUUCAUCGAGGAAAUGAUUCGAGAUCUCUGCAGAGCAGAGAAGGACUGGAACGCCGUCCUCCUGCGCUAUUUCAACCCAAUCGGUGCCCACGAGUCAGGCAUGAUCGGAGAAGAUCCUCAGGGGAUCCCAAACAACCUCAUGCCCUACGUGGCACAGGUGGCCGUGGGACGCCGGGAAUUCCUGAGCGUAUUCGGGAAUGACUACAAGACGGAUGAUGGAACGGGCGUCAGGGAUUACAUCCACGUCGUGGAUCUGGCCAAGGGCCAUAUUGCUGCUUUGAAGAAGCUCAAGGAGGACUGUGGCUGCAAGAUCUACAAUCUGGGCACAGGCAGCGGCUACUCUGUCCUGCAGAUGGUCCAGGCCAUGGAGAAAGCCUCGGGGAGGGAGAUCAAGUACAAGAUCACAGGCCGGCGGGAGGGGGACGUGGCGUCCUGCUACGCCGACCCAGCGCUGGCCCAGCACGAGCUGGGCUGGAAAGCUGCCUUCGGCCUGGACAAGAUGUGUGAGGAUCUGUGGCGGUGGCAGCUGCAGAAUCCCACAGGCUUCAGCAAGAACUGAGCUGGCUGCCCCCACACCUUUUCCCUUGAUGACCAGUGUGGCUUUAGGGGCCAAGUUCUCUCUCCCACAUGCCGGAGGAGUCCCUGCCAGGCUCCAGCAGCCCCUGCUGCCCGUAGAUGUGGCUGGCACCUGGUUUUGCUUCCACGUUGCCUGUGGCAGCUGCUUCCGUGGCCACGUUGCCGAAGGCUGCUCAGGCGCCGGCUCCCCUGUCACACACUGCUCCUAUUUAUUACCAGCAGCUCUAACGCCUUCGGGAGGCAGUGAUGACGCAGUCAGCCUGGUUGGCUGGCAGCUGGAUUAAUGACUUAUGCUACUAAAUUAUGAAUUGAGCUGUUGUUUUCUUUUUAAAUAAACUUUCUUAUUUUCUAAGCA
Molecule: messenger RNA, 1581 nt
Organism: Columba livia (rock pigeon)
Lineage: Eukaryota; Metazoa; Chordata; Aves; Columbiformes; Columbidae
Gene: GALE
Product: UDP-galactose-4-epimerase
Exons: 11
Coding region: 166-1209 (347 amino acids)
Biological process (GO): beta-D-galactose catabolic process via UDP-galactose, Leloir pathway
Cellular component (GO): cytosol
Molecular function (GO): UDP-glucose 4-epimerase activity
Source: RefSeq, a predicted model, not a curated record